Messenger RNA from Melospiza georgiana, 6272 nucleotides. It is a transcript of the gene TRAF5, whose product is annotated as TNF receptor associated factor 5. Gene Ontology annotation, molecular function: thioesterase binding; zinc ion binding; tumor necrosis factor receptor binding. Gene Ontology annotation, biological process: tumor necrosis factor-mediated signaling pathway; protein K63-linked ubiquitination; positive regulation of JNK cascade. Gene Ontology annotation, cellular component: plasma membrane signaling receptor complex. The record is from RefSeq and is a predicted model, not a curated record. The coding region runs from base 1622 to 3295 and encodes 557 amino acids. The transcript is spliced from 12 exons. NCBI's taxonomy places the organism in Eukaryota, Metazoa, Chordata, Aves, Passeriformes, Passerellidae.
GGAGCUGGGCUCUCAGCCCCAUUUGCUGGGCAGCAGGACCAGGGAUCUUGUCUUCUUGACCAUGAGUGGUGAUCAAAUCUAUGAUAACAACCUGGAUAUUUUUCCUUCUCAGUCUGAGACAUGGUGGCACCCACUGCCUGUGCCUGGUUCUGCUGUCCUGGAAGUUUUGGCUGUAAUGGUGCACUCACAGCUCAUGGGGUAAUGAUUGUUUCACAUUGGAGAAAACAGGAAAAACAUGUUCUCUUUUAAAAAAGCAACCACGUUGUAAGGAAUGGUUUUUCCUGUGUGCAGAAAGUUUGUUUUUGUGGCUAGAAGAAGUUAAUCUGUCCACAGUGGUUCAGUGUGAUCAAGGUUGCACACAGCCUCUGUCAUUCUGGCUGCUGGUGGUGGAGAGAGAGAGCAGCCGUGCUGGAGGGAGCUGUUUGAACAUGGCUUUAAAAUGUUGAUGCAAUUUUAUAUCCUAGUAAGUCAUGCCCAUGCUGAUUUUUCUCCUUAUUAUUAUGUUCUGCUCAGUUUCUGAACAAGAAGCAAUUUCAAGUGUGGAGCAUUUUACUGGAAAAUGUUUGGGCUCCGUUUGGUGUGGUAGUAUUAAAACAGGAUAGCUCCCAAUUUAUAAAGUUAAUUCUUGUUAUGAAAAUUCUCCCACUUGGAUUAUUUCCAGUGAGGUUAAGGCAUCUGCAUGGAAAGAGUUGUUCCAGAAGCAUUUUGCUUGUGCAGCUCAUGGUGCAGGCAGGGCUGGGAUGCUGAGGUGGUGGGAAGGUGCAGCUGUGAGCUCUUUGUACUGCACUACAUUUGAGCUCCCACUCAUUGGUAGCUGUUUAUAGGACUUGGGCUUAGUUCCUAGUGAUUCAUACCACUUUUUUAUGUGUGGGUAGAAUUAAUUCUGUUUAUUUCAGUAUAGGGAAAUCCUUUUUUUUGUAAUGUGUGUUUUAAUGUGUCGAUUUUCAGUCUCCAUAAAUUGGGGGGUUUGGUGUGUGUGCUGUUGCAUUGCAGUUGCAGUGAAAAUCCCUUUCCAGCAUGCACUGUCUGCCACAAGAGCAUCAUUAUGCAGCACGAGCCUGCCGCUCUCUGCUAUUUUAAACCAGCAUUACAGUUCACACGUGUGCUGAAAAACUGCAGCAUACACAAAGGCAGGACAGCUUCCCCUUGCUGGAAGGUGUGAGCAGACAGAAGUGAAAGCUCCCUCAGCCCCUACCUACGCUGGCCAGGCAUCAGCGUAAGCAGGAAAUUGAUUCAGAUAACCCUGGGCUGCUCUCACUGUCACCUACAGCACUUUUUCCCCUGACGGUUUCCCUUUGGUUUCAGUUCCGAGAGCCCUGCGCUGGGAGCCAGGAGUGGGAGCAGAGCUGCUGCAAGUGCCCUGAGUCACUGACAGAAUCAAUAUAGCCAAAAACCUGCACAUAAUCCAGUAAAAUAAGAGUUUACUGCUAGAAAUGAAUGAUCAACAGGAACAAGAAAGGUGUCAAGUUAAGAGGCUUCAACUCCUGUAACACCUAAACUGAAGAUGAGAGCCCUGCUGCCCGCAGCAGCCUGCUGCAAGCGGUAGCCGAGGCAGAGUGGCUGCCAGGGAGUGUUGGAAGAGCUUCUCCCUGCAUCUGCUUGGCUUCCCAGCGCAGCUCCCAUGGCCUGUGACGAGCCCGCUGCUCCCUCGGGCACCUUCACACGGCAGAACUCCUCCAGCACCGGCUCCCUGGACUUCGAGCCCAACGCCGACUACAAGUUCGUGGAGAGCCUGGAGGAGCGCUACAAGUGCGCCCACUGCCACCUGGUGCUGCACAACCCCCACCAGACGGGCUGCGGGCACCGCUUCUGCCAGCACUGCAUCCUCGCUCUGAGAGAGUUAAAUGCAGUACCCACCUGUCCUGUCGACAAAGAAACAAUAAAAAUGCAUGAGGUAUUCAAAGACAACUGCUGUAAAAGAGAAGUUCUCAACUUGCAUGUGUUCUGCAAAAACUUUCCUGACUGCAAUUCAAAAGUAAUUCUGGGGCGAUAUCAGGAGCAUCUGCAGCAGUGUUUGUUUGAAAGCAUGCAGUGCACUAAUGAUGGAUGUCAGGAUCGAAUUCUCCGCAAAGACCUGAAGGAGCACUUGAGCCAGCACUGUAAAUUCCGGGAAGAGAGGUGCCAGUACUGUAACACACAUGUGGUGUUAAUUAACAUAAAGAAUCAUGAGAAAAAUGACUGCCCUGAUUAUCCUGUGCCUUGUCUCCAAAACUGUUCACAAAUAAUUCUGAAAAAAGAGAUUGAAAAGCACCACGCUGUGUGUCCCGAGGCAGAAGUGGACUGUCCAUACAAGCAGUACGGCUGUCAUGUAAAGGUUAAAAGAGGGAAACUUGCUGAACAUGAAAACAGUGCCCUGAGGGAACACAUGCUGCAGAUUUUAGACAAGAACUCCCGGUUGGAAGAGCAGAUAUCUGACCUGUAUAAGAGCCUGGAAUGUAAAGAGAUUAAAAUCCAGCAGCUAGCAGAUGCCAUUAAGAAGUGUGAGAAAGAAUUCAGACAGUAUACACAACUGUUUGGUAACAAUAGCAACUUGAUGGUAAGCACUCAGGCUCUGGCCAGUCACCUGGACAAGUCUGCACGCCUGGAAUCACAAGUGAAACAGCUAAUACAGAUGGCAAACCAGCAGCAAAGUAAACUAGACCUGCGGCCCCUGUUUGACACCAUUGAAACCGUGAAACAGAAGAUUGCCCUGAUGGAGACGUACGACCAGCGCUUGGUUGUUUUGGAAGAUCAAUCCAGCAAACAUGAUCGCCAGAUCAAUAAUCACAAAGCACAGCUCAAUAAAAACGAAGAACGAUUUAAGCUUUUGGAAGGCACGUGCUACAAUGGGAAAUUAAUCUGGAAAAUCACGGACUACAAGAAGAAGAAAAGAGAGGCAGUGGAGGGCCGUGUGCCGUCCAUAGCCAGCCAGCCCUUCUACACCAGCCGCUGCGGGUACAGGCUGUGUGCCAGAGCCUACCUGAACGGGGACGGCUCGGGAAAGGGAACCCACAUCUCCCUCUACUUCGUGGUCAUGAGGGGCGAGUUUGACUCGCUGCUGCUGUGGCCUUUCAAGCAGAAGGUUACACUUAUGCUUUUGGACCAAAGUGGGAAAAAAAAUCACAUUGUGGAAGUCUUUAGAGCUGACCCCAACAGCAGCAGUUUCAAAAGGCCGGAUGGAGAAAUGAAUAUUGCCUCUGGCUGUCCACGCUUCGUGCCACACACCGUCCUGGAGAGCACAAAGAACACCUACAUCAGAGAUGACACUCUCUUCUUGAAAGUGGUCGUGGACCUAACUGACCUGGAGGAACUGUGAAAAGCCCGGUCAACGUGACUGCUGCUUUUGUGGUGAGCACCAGCCAUGCAAUAGCAAAUUGCCACCAGUCAGGCUACUGAGAAUGUUUCAUGGCUUUGGACUACAGGAUAGAUAAAGAAUUGCCAAAGCAUCAGCCUUUCCUUUUCUACCCUUUUUUCAAGACUGCAUUUUUAAGGCAGCUAGAAGUCCAGGUUGGCGCAAAGAUGCAUUCAAUCCAGAUUGGUUCAGUCCAGGCUGGGGGGAAUGCUUGGCUCCCAUCCUCAGACUGGCAUUUGGAGAUGAACCUCCUCCAGUAAAUUUCCAGGAGUCCAGGCAGGCCUGUGGGCUCCUCUCCCCCACACAGAAGUGAAGCCAUGCCCAAACAUGCAAGUGCAUUUCAUCUGUCUGCAAUGGAAACAUUUCAACAUUAGCAAAUUUGAAUCAAUGUGUCUUGAUCCCUCCAUCUUCUGGAUUUUUGAAGCAGGGAGAAUGGCUUCAGUCAGGCAGGGUAAACAUUGGCCAAGUAUCUUGCAUCUUUUUUAUUUGUUUUAAUCAUGUUUGUCCAGAAAGCCCAGAGGAAGGAGCCAAUGCCUCUUACUUUUUUUAGCCUGUUUUUUCAGCUGUACAGAGUACCCCAGGUCACAACAGCUUUCUUGUGUCCUUUCCACUCCUGCCUAGUGCCUUGGGACUGGUUUCCAUUGGUGGUAAACAUCCACAGUCCCCAUCUGAAGCCAAAAGCUGCAGGUGCUUCUCACCUCUCAGGACAUGGCCAGAGGCAGGGCACUCAGCCAGCCUGCUAGCUCCUGGCUGCACUGCUGGAGGAGGGCCAAAACUCCUGUUCCUUUGCUUCCACAUCUGUGCAAAAGAGAUGUUUUCUGGCCUUACCAGCUCUACAAAAGGCAGGAAGAGCUUGGGGAAUAGCUCACUUAUGUAACAUGCACUUUUCCUCUCUCCUAGAAGUUUGGGGAAGAAGGGGGAAAAUAGAUUAGGGAGUGAGGUUGCUGUAAGAAGCCAAUUUUGACAAUCAGUGCAGCUUUAGUGUUUGUUAAAGGAUGACACAGCUGCUGACCGUGAUGUCUGAAGAUCUUAAUUUUUAUUCCAAGUUCCUUCCAUAUUGCAAAGGAAUGUGUGCAUUGUACAGGGUUUAUUUGAGACAGACUAAAACCACCAAGGUCAGGCACUGAGGAACACGUAACACAGAACACAUGUGCCUUUUUAAAGCCCUUUGGGUGCCUGUAAGAGGGAUGUAAUUCUGCAUGCUCAGUGAUUUUGUUAUUACAAGUGGCAGAAUUUUGCAUCUCUCAUCUCUUACAGGUCAGGUGGGGAAACACCUCAGCAUUAUCCAUUGCUCCAAAGCUUAUCAAGAGACAGCAAGAAACUAAGCUGGUUUUGGAGUAAGAGUAAACUAGGCAGGAUAAAAAUCAAAAUAGGGCACAGACUGAAAGGCAUAAGAUAGAAAAUUCAAGAGGGCAAAUGUGGUAAAAUGAAAAAUACCCUUCCCAUAAGGGAUGUUGAUAAGACUUUAAAUAAUUCAAGGAUUUAUACCAAGAUGAAGGCAAAGUACUUUAUUUUGUAUCUGCAAUCUUAUUGCUAGACAUUCACUUUUCCACAUGGUUUUCAGGGCAUAAUUCAGACACAUGUAUUUUCUAACUCAGGGGUGGAGGGGAAGAGACCUUAGUAAUCUGUACCUCCUGGUGGGUUAGCACAUGGGAAAUCUUUGUUUUGAUCUAGAAGUCCUUUUGUUUUAUAAUGUCAAGAUGUACUGAGCCACCAUAGGGGCUUUCCAUGUUCCCGGGGACAGAUUGUGAGGAACAAAUUUAUUCUUGUGUACCUCCACCAUUGACCUCAGGAGUCAUUUCAGCUGUAAAACAGAAUGAAUUAGGUAUAACACUUGGUUACAGAAAGAGCAGGCUUGUUUUGACAGUGGUAUGCCAUUCUGUGACAUCAACCCUGAGCCUGGAUUUCAUGUCACUCAUUACUUUAAUUUUUGUCAUGUAACCUUCAAAGUGACACAAGUUCCAUAAUAACCACUAACAACUGAUGGGAAUGUACCAUCCCUGUGUCCUGGGGCUCUCCAGGACACUGAGUGUUCAAUACAGAAAGUGAUAAAGGACAAGCAAGGGAGGCAAGAUGGAAAGGAUGUGUGAGGUCUGUAUCCUGGCAAAUUCCCAGCCCUCUCUGCCUCCACCACCCCAAAUGUAAAAUGGGAAUAAUAAUACUUGCAGAAGCACUAGGGCUAUUUAAAUGUUUGUGAAGAAGUCUGAGCAUGAAAAGAGCUAAGUAUUAUUAACACUCCAUUUCUAAUUGUUAGAAUAGGUGAUGGCAUAGUGAUGUGGAUAAGUGUUUAGUGUUUUCCUAGACAGAUUUUGGAAGCAUGUUUGGUUUUAUGCAGUUCCUACCUGCAGUCUCUCCUCUACCUACUGGUUGGGUUUAGGUUUUUGCCAUGAAUAUUCCUUUUAAAAUUCUGAAGCACAAAUUCAUCCUGGGUGAUGGAAACAUCCCUUUUGAAAUACUGCCUGUUUUAUAAAGAAUUAGUUGAGAAGAUUAAUUUUUUUAAAGACAACCUUCUUUAAAUUUGUUCUUUUUAGUACAGAAAUUAAGAUAUUUAUGUUAAAAUUUUCAGUGAUUUUUUUUUACUGCUUGUAAACAGGGUUUUAAAUUUCAUCCCAUUCCUAAUAAAGAAAAAAUGUUGUAUAGCAUGAACUGUCAGGAAGAAUUUUGAUGUUGCAUGAAGAAUACCAAAAAACUUUUCAAUAAUAUUGUACUGGGUAAGUAACCAAAAGAGCAUAGGGUAUUUCUACAUCAGCAUACCAUAUGUUUCUAAUGUAUUUAUUGAUAGUUUGUAGUUGUUUGAAUAUCUCUUACUACAAUACAGGCAUUUUUCUAGCCGAAUGUCUUUACUGUGUACAUAAACUAAUGUAAGAAUAAAUAAUUUUAUCAUCCUUCUAGAGGGACUGUUUUUGACUGGACUGAAGGAGACUUUUAAGGAUAUGGAGUA